Suricata suricatta (meerkat) is the source of this 3355-nucleotide messenger RNA. RefSeq names its product magnesium transporter MRS2 (gene MRS2). Gene Ontology annotation, biological process: mitochondrial magnesium ion transmembrane transport. Gene Ontology annotation, cellular component: mitochondrial inner membrane. NCBI's taxonomy places the organism in Eukaryota, Metazoa, Chordata, Mammalia, Carnivora, Herpestidae. The record is from RefSeq and is a predicted model, not a curated record. Gene Ontology annotation, molecular function: magnesium ion transmembrane transporter activity. The transcript has 11 exons. The coding region runs from base 94 to 1401 and encodes 435 amino acids.
CGCCCGCGCAGGACAGCUUUUAGCCGGCCGACCUGUCACCGUCCGGCAUGUGGGGCUGGGGUGUCGCUGUCACCUCCUGCUCGCUCCAGCGCCAUGGAACGCCUGCGGAGCCUGAGCCGGCUCCUGCCCCGGCGCACGCUGUGUGUCCUGGCGCAGGGCCUGACGCCCGGGACGCGCCCAGUUGCCUCCUGUGGCCGUGUGGCCCAAGUCCUCGGGCGGAUCCGGGCCGCGCCGCUGUGUGGGCCCCGCCGGCCCCCCGUGGCAGGUGAAACGCACCGGUUUAGAUCUUCUGAUGUCUCUCAAGCCACGUUAGCCAGCGUAGCCCCAGUGUUUACCGUGACAAAAUUUGACAAACAGGGAAAGGUUACUUCUUUUGAAAAGAAGAAGACUGACUUAUAUCAAGAAUUAGGUCUUCAAGCCAGAGAUUUGAGGUUUCAGCAUGUGAUGAGCAUCACAACCAGAAACAAUAGAAUCAUCAUGAGAAUGGAGUAUUUGAAAGCUGUGAUAACUCCAGAGUGUCUUCUGAUACUAGAUUAUCGGAAUUUAAAUUUAGAGCAAUGGCUAUUCCGGGAACUCCCUUCACAGUUGGCUGGAGAAGGACAACUUGUCACAUACCCUUUACCUUUUGAGUUCAGGGCUAUAGAAGCACUCCUACAAUAUUGGAUCAGCACUCUUCAGGGGAAACUUGGCGUUUUGCAGCCACUGAUCCUUGAGACGUUGGAAGCUUUGGUGGAUCCCAAACAUUCCUCUGUGGACAGAAGCAAACUGCACAUCUUGCUACAAAAUGGCAAGAGUCUGUCAGAGUUAGAAACGGAUAUCAAGAUUUUCAAAGAGUCUAUUUUGGAGAUCUUGGAUGAAGAAGAGUUGCUGGAGGAGCUCUGUGUCAGCAAGUGGAGCGACCCGCAAGUCUUUGAAAAGAGCAGUGCUGGAAUCGACCACGCAGAAGAGAUGGAAUUGCUGUUGGAAAACUACUACCGAUUAGCUGAGGAUCUUUCCAAUGCAGCUCGGGAACUCAGGGUGCUGAUCGAUGAUUCACAGAGUAUCAUAUUCAUCAAUCUGGACAGCCACCGAAAUGUGAUGAUGAGGCUGAACCUGCAGUUGACCAUGGGAACCUUCUCCCUUUCACUCUUUGGACUAAUGGGAGUUGCUUUUGGAAUGAAUUUAGAAUCUUCCCUUGAAGAGGACCACAGGGUGUUCUGGCUGAUUACAGGAAUCAUGUUUAUGGGAAGUGGCCUCAUCUGGAGGCGUCUGCUCUCCUUCCUCGGACGACAGCUCGAAGCCCCUUUGCCUCCUGUGAUGGCCUCUCUACCCAAAAAAACCCUUCAGGCAGAUAGAAGCAUGGAAAUGAAACACAGCUUCCGGCCUGACGGAUUAAGCAGGAGUGUCCUGACAAACCGUUAAAGACAUCAACUUGCUACAGACUGGAUGAUUUUAUGGUAGUUACAAGAAACUUGAUAGAUUUUUCUUUACAGAAUCAGAGAGUUGAGAAAGAAUCACUGAUGCUUAAAUUAUAAUGUCUGAUACAAAUAUUAGGGCACUCACAAUACUAGGACUUAAUUGCAUUUUCAGCAUUGAGUAAAGCAGCAAAAUACUUGCUUUGUAAAAGGCCAAAUUCUAUCUUCCACAAACUGAAAAAGCUGUUUCUAGAGACCUGAUGUGAGACAUGGAGAGACUGACUUAUACGCAUCAAGGGAAGAUACAUCUGAACACUUGCUUUAUUCUUGGUAAACAGAUCGUGAUAACCACUAAAUAAAGAUAUUGGGGGACUUACUCUAAGAGUUGCACACCUGCCUCACCCACGGUGACGAGCGCGGAGCGGCAGCAAGUUCGCAAGAGCACGGUUCCCUGGGCGGACUGGAAAGGUGGGAAAAUAUCUGUACCCUUAAGACAGACGCGGAAAGUUUGUGCUUUAAAAUCCGUCUUGUCUUGUAUUUGCCUCCUUUUUAUAUAAGGUGACUAAAAAGGGAAGGAUGGAGUAGCAGCUUCCAUGGAUUCCAGGUUCAAGAAAGUGAAAUCCCGACGAACUGGAACUAGUUUUCUCUGCCUGGCUGUAAUUACAGCCUUGGGAAAGAGUGUGGAAGAAAACCGUUCCCCGACUCUAGACAGAGGGGGCAGCUCAGCCACCCCCGAGAAAGAACGUGCACGAAGCCGAGUCAGUCUGUGUGCCCGCACCUCAGAAGCUGACGGACAGGCUUCCUACAACCAGAAGGUAGAUAAACUUCAGAAGUGUGAGACCUUUUUGUCUUCAGUCACGUUGGGAUUCAAAACCGGCUAAUAUUUGUAAGUCUCACAGUUGCUAUCCUACUUACCAUCUUAACUACCAUUGUUAGAUUUUCUGGAGGUUAAAUACCGUUAUGCAGUAGAACACUAGGGCUUUUCUUCCCUUCAGAAGUAACGUGGAAGAUUCCAGAGUGUCCAGAGAUGUUGGGGUUACCUGACACUAUCACAGGAUGUCCCAUGAGGAAGUUCAGGAGUCCAUCUACCAAGUGGUUUGGGGAUAGGAAUAAAAAUACUGUUCCAGGAGCUGAUUUGAAAGAAAAACAGAUGAAGCUGUAAGUUUUUCCCAUUCCCAGGUUUGGUUACAAAAGCCUUUAGAGGCAGAGGAUAGAGUGGCGGGCGCUGGGCUGGGCUCGGGCCCUGAGUGGGGUGUGGGUGGCUGUCUAAUGGCCUAAAUCUGGGAAGUGAGUUUCAAGAGCACGUCUCUCCAAUAGUGCUUGGAACUCACGGGACGCGCUUUGGCCUACCUCGGAGUGCCUGCUGCCCAUCCCGGGCUAGCGCUAUAAAGGGGGCUAUAAAUGUUAGAAACCCAGAGGACUUUAUUCUGCCUGAGAGCAGGCACAGAAUAGAACUUUGGCCUUUUUCCUUUUUGGUGUGACUUAGUUUGCAGACUUGGGUAAAAUAAUUUUUUUUGAUGAGUCCUCUUUUUUCAAUAAAAGGGAAAGGGAAAUGCAAGUACCUCCUAAGUCUGCAGCGAAGUCACUGAUCGUUUCAGGUUCUCGAAGGUGCUUAGAUCAAAGGGAAUUUCAAAAUGUCAGUUCUGCUUCGCUGACACUAAAUAAGACAGUCGAUACUGAAAAUACACGAAGUUAAGUGGUUUUAAAUGUUGAAAUAGACUGAGCACAAACUAUUUGUAAACAAAAUGAAUACCAAGCACAUGGUUACGCAGGCAAGCAGUCUUCUCGCCUGUUUAGCAAGUUCAAGGAACGAUGUUCUUCAGAGACUGUCCAUUUCUGGAAGGCCUCUAAGAAAAUGCAGCAGAAAAUAGCAUCUUAAGAUGACAUCUGAACACUUGCUUUAUUCUGGGUAAACAGAUCGUGAUAACCACUAAAUAAAGAUAUUGGGGGACUUACUCUAA